Oncorhynchus mykiss (rainbow trout) is the source of this 1963-nucleotide messenger RNA. RefSeq names its product matrix remodeling-associated protein 8. Gene Ontology annotation, cellular component: cell surface; membrane. Gene Ontology annotation, biological process: cell adhesion; cell differentiation. Lineage: Eukaryota; Metazoa; Chordata; Actinopteri; Salmoniformes; Salmonidae. The record is from RefSeq and is a predicted model, not a curated record.
UAAUAUAUCAUACCAGUAUGUUCAUACCUUAUUAGAAUAGGCUGUUAUUUAAUACCUUCUCCUAUGCAGUUUCCUAAGGUAAACAGUGGGUGGCAGUAUUGUACAACCUUUGUUUCAUUGAACAUUGUGAACUUGGCAGUCUCAAAGAUGUUCAGCUGAAAUAGUCUACUGUUGUUCAGUCAGUGACAAAGUUAUAAAACUAUUCUGGUAAGCUGUGAUAUUAGGUCAGAAGAAGUGAUCACUUUCAAAGAUGUUCUCACUCAGUAGCAGUGCCAGGAAGGUGUAGGGUUUCACAGGCAAGCGAAGGAGGGACAUACACAGCUGGUUUACACUCUGGAGACUUCUGCAGUUUUGUUGUUGCUGGUUGAUGAACUUUCUUCAGGUGUUGCUGUCCUCUAUCCAUUGAUGCGCAAAACACUGUGUUGUAACCUACCUACUUUUUUUCCCAUUUUUGAGUAAGAGUUGUAGAAGAAAGACUGGAAGACAUGUUGCGGUUGUUUCUAAUUUCUUCUGUCUUCUUCCUGCCCAGUGCGUGGGGCCAGAGCAGCAGCAAGUUAGAUGUGGUGGUGGAGGCCCGUAACAUCACCCUCCCAGCCGGGACCCAGGCCGUGCUGCCCUGCCACAGCCCGCGCAUGAUAUGGACCCGGGACCGGCUGAAGGAUCGCCAGAGGGUGGUCCACUGGGACCUGUUCCGGAGCACACCAGAGUACUCUGUGGAAAGGAUACUGGACAUGUCUGCUGGCGUCAAAGAGAGAGUCUACAAUGGGUUCAACAAGGGCCGCAUAACCAUCCCCAAAACCGCCUUCACUGACGGGAACUUCUCCCUCGUCAUCAACAAUGUAGGAACAGCUGAUCGAGGUGUUUAUAGUUGUAAUCUGCAUCACCACUACUGCCAGCUUCACCAGUCCAUCAAGAUACAGCUCAACACCACCAAGUCAGUCCGUAAGGAGAAGCGUUACUGGGACGGGGACAAGACAGUGUUUGUGGUGUUGCUGGGGAGCUCUGUGGUGUUGCCUUGUGUGAACAGGCGGCCUCUGUGGAUGGAGGGCCAGCAGGAGGACCAGCAGCAGGUAGCCCACUGGGACUGGCAGCCACCUGGGGUGAGACCUGAUGGAGCUGACCGCCUGGUGGACCUUUACGCCUCUGGAGAGCGCCGGCAGUAUGGACCACUCUUCCCUGUGGACAAGAUGAGUGUCUCUGAGGAUGCCUUCUCUGUAGGGGAUUUCUCUCUGACCAUCUCUAAUCUCCAGCCUGUUGACAAGGGCCUGUACUCCUGUCACCUGCACCACCACUACUGCGGCCUGCACGAGAGACUCAUCUACAGGCUCAUGGUGGGGCCUUCACUGCCCCCACCUCCUCCGGUCCUCACCGCUGCCCCUGCUGCCCCUGCUGUCCCGACUGUCCUUGCUAUCCCCAACACACUCCCCAAUGAUGACCCAAGCCCUGAUGUGGUUGAACUUGAGAGACCACGGGUAGUCAACGUCAUCCUCCCUGAGCACCCAGGGCACUUCUUCCAGCAGAUGGGCUACUUCCUGGCAACCUUCUUCCUCCUAGCCUUCAUCAUAACAAUCGUCAUUGUGCUUACCCGACGACGCAGAAAGAGAGGGCUGGAGUACGACCUGCGAAGAUCUGAACGGAGUCAUGUGACUGGCCACGAUGACAUCGCAUUGGAUGCCACAGUGCUGAAGGUCUGCACCCAGGAAUACCCGAAUUCAGACUACAAAAACAACCUACUGAAAGAGAGAGAUAUGUCUAAAGGCUGCAAUAAAGAAAUGGAUGGAAAGUUGUGGAUAUGAGACAGAGAGAUCUGAUAUGCCGCUGGCGGCUCCAGAGCAGACACACACGACUAGGAAGAGGAAAUAAGGGUUUAUAAUGGUGGAAUCCAAAGAGGACAGGAGGGACUCUCUUUUUAUAGACACCCCUUACCAAACACUCUUACCAAAACACUCUUACCAAACACUCU